Messenger RNA from Hypoxylon trugodes, 1722 nucleotides. RefSeq lists its product as uncharacterized. The coding region runs from base 236 to 1342 and encodes 368 amino acids. The transcript is spliced from 5 exons. The record is from RefSeq and is a predicted model, not a curated record. NCBI's taxonomy places the organism in Eukaryota, Fungi, Ascomycota, Sordariomycetes, Xylariales, Hypoxylaceae.
AUGCUCAACCGUUUAAUAUCCUAAUUUUUAACUCAUACGGUUUCUAAGUAGAUACUAUUAUUUUAAAGCAGGCUAGCUAACAAGUAAUGAUUAAAAUACAUCCUCUUCCUAUCCUCCUUCGCUAGUUCUUACUAACAUAUCUUCUUAUGCGGAACGUACGCUUUUAUUUCGCCGGCUUUGAACACUGAACAGCUAAUUAUCUUGAAAACUGGGCGUAUCUGAACAUAAACUCGACAUGUCUACUAAAACCGAGGUUCUUCCUACCGGCAUAUCUAGGCUCGCUGUCAAUGCCGUAGUAAUUACUACCAUACUCACGGCCCUAGGUAUCAUCCUAGCUGUUCUACGAUUCAAGCUUCGAAAAAGGGAAGCAAUCGGAGUUGACGACUAUGUUUUAAUGGCAGCACUUGUUUUCUUAUCCCUUCAACUUGCCUUUUGUUAUAUGAUCGGCUUUCUAAGCGGAGAAGGUUGGGAAACCGAGGAUUUGGUCCAACGACCAGAAAGAGUGACGUGGAUUCUGAAGUUGAUCUAUUUCCCGGAGCUCAGCUAUACUGUGGUGGUCGUAUUGAUCAAGACCUCGAUCUUAUACUCCUAUAAUCGCAUAUUUGGGCGCGUCAAAACGACAAGAUACCAUAUCUACGCCCUGUUAGGGCUUACCUGGGUCUGGGGUAUUGUGUUUUUCUUCAUAAUCAUAUUUCAGUGCACUCCGGUCGAUAAGGCCUGGAUUCCGGCUAAACCAGGGCAUUGUUUUGCGACAGUUCCUUUUCUGUGGGGGAACUCCAUCUCAAACUUCGUCAUAGACUGGUUAAUUCUUGCUGUACCUGUUUUACCGGUCCUCAGGCUGCAACUUUCUCUCACACAGAAGAGCCUUGUAGGACUGUCCUUUUUAUUUGGAUCAUUAGCAUGCAUCGCAAGCACGAUCCGCUCGGUGAAGACGAGCACAUUUGACGAAAGUAACCUUGGCAUUUCUGACUAUAACGCGUCGAUUUGGGUGUAUAUCGAGGCGCCGCUAGCUACAAUAUCUUGUUGUCUCCCCUUUCUAAGCCGACUCUUUGGCAUCAAAUCCACCCAAUUCGUUAAACGAAUCAAAAGCCACAUCACGAAGGGCUCUGACACUGGCGCUAUGCGUAUUCAUAGCGAAAAUAGUAGCGGGCCAGCGGAUAUAAGCCUCGAGGACCACAAGCACCUAGUUCCGCAAUCUCAGUCGAUACAUAUGAACACCACUACUACAGUGGAGAGCCGCGUAGCGGGACAAGGCGUGCAUGAUAUGAAUUCUUAUAACUUCUCCGUCGCAGCACCAGCAAGGACUUUGUCAAGAGGCGAGCCCACAACUUCCCUAGUGUGACAUAGCGACGGCAGAUGAUUAUGGACUAUGAUAUGUAACUCGAAUCAUAUUACUAUGCGAACAAACUCGGAGGAAUAGGCGCCUUAUGCCUGGGUAACAAAUGAAGGGCUCGGAUUCAGUGGCGGCUUUAGGUGAGGCAGAUAGGGUACACAACCAAGGGCCAAUUGUGGAUGUUGAGUUUAACGAUUCUAAUAUAUGAGCUAGGACUUACCCCAUGGAGUGAUCAUAUGGUGGUAUAACUACCUAGGUAAAUUUAUUGUUCCCCGUUAUUAUUAACGAGAAGCAGAAAAAAAAAAACUUUUCGGUUAUAAGGAAGAGCAGGGAGAUAAGUAAUGAAUCUUUUGGUUAUGAAUUCCAAUCAAGUAAUGUCAAUACAUAAU